Molecule: messenger RNA, 3100 nt
Organism: Paramormyrops kingsleyae
Lineage: Eukaryota; Metazoa; Chordata; Actinopteri; Osteoglossiformes; Mormyridae
Source: RefSeq, a predicted model, not a curated record
CUUACGCCGACGGGACAGUGCCCAAACGACUAGGCUCGCGAGCACUCCGUGAGCUCAAUGGACGUGUGGUACCAACGACUAGCCGUUAAUAAUAGUAAUAAUAGAAAGAUAUAGGUUGCGGGAAUAUGGCCCUGUUGGACAGGAUACGAAAGGAAUGGUUUAUAAUCGGUAUCGUGCUCGUGAUUUCGUUUGCCAAGCUGGAGCCCUCGGUUGGGGUGAGAGGAGGUCCCUUGAAGCCCGAGAUUACGGUCACAUAUUUUGCCGUGUCUGCCAUAUUCUUUAACAGUGGAUUAUCGUUAAAAACAGAGGAGCUGACAAGCGCUUUGAUGCAUGUGAAGCUCCACCUUUUCGUCCAGACCUUCACGCUGGCCUUCUUCCCUGUCGCAAUAUGGCUCUUCCUGAAGCUGCUGGCGUUAACAGCCAUCAAUGAAUGGCUGCUGAAAGGGUUGCAGACGGUCGGCUGCAUGCCUCCCCCGGUCUCCUCGGCUGUCAUAUUGACGAAAGCGGUUGGAGGGAAUGAGGCUGCUGCCAUAUUUAACUCCGCCUUCGGCAGCUUUUUGGGCAUAGUGGUCACUCCUGUGUUGCUCCUCAUAUUUCUGGGCUCCUCUUCUUCGGUGCCAUUCUCCUCCAUCUUCUCCCAGCUCUUCAUGACCGUGGUGGUUCCACUGAUCGUAGGUCAGGUGAGUUUCCUCAUCAUCUACACCACCUUCUGCGACACCUUCUCCAACCCCAACAUCCACCUGGACCGGCUCAGCCUGCUGCUGGUGGUUUUCAUCAUCUUCUCCAUCCAGCUGGGCUUCAUGCUGCUGGCCUUCAUCUUCAGCAGCAGGAAGAAGUCGGCAUUCACGCCUGCAGACACUGUGGCUAUCAUAUUCUGCGCUACGCACAAAUCUCUCACCUUGGGUAUCCCCAUGCUGAACAUUGUCUUCGAGGGCUUCGAGCACCUCUCCCUGAUCUCCGUGCCCCUGCUGAUCUACCACCCCGCUCAGAUCCUCCUGGGAAGCAUCCUGGUGCCGACCAUCAAGUCCUGGAUGGUGACCAGGCAGAGGGCAGCACAACUGACCAAGCUUCAGCCGGUGUGAGAGAACCUGCACAUGUGAUGAGAACAGAUCAGGACUAUUCCCAGGUGCUAUACCCAAGCCAGGACCCCAACCUGCCCUGCCUGCCCCACAAGCAGAAUGGUACAUUUGCUCAAGUGCCUUUUCUGGACCCCCCCGGGGGCCGCCACCCUCCACCUGACGUGUCUGACGGAGGACCCUCCAAUUUUCUCCAUCAUGAGAUAUCCGCCUUGUGAUGAACAUGCUCAUACUAUAGACCCUGAGUGGACUUCCCAGCUGGUCCCGUGCGAAGAGCACGGCCCUGCAGGACUGACCUGGACAGCCAGAGCUGUGUUUUUAUAUCGCCCUCUCUUUUCAUAGAUGUAUUUUUUCAAAGAAUGAAUGUCUGACAAUCUGCAAAUGUGUCCAGUGCUCCCUUUGACUCUGCUCUUUGUUCAGUGGGUCUUGCAGAAGCCUGCAGAUCGGAGUCCACGUUCACUUUGUUACAUUUAAACACCACAACUGCCUGCUCACUCGUCUAUUACCUUAAACUCUCCCGCCAUCAAUAAACCAUCGUGCCCUGCUAUUUAAAUAAGCAGAGAGCCUCUGCCUUUGAAAUUCCUUGAUUCAGUGGAGGAAAAGUCCAUUGCUGGGGCGAUCUUCACCCGGUAAGCACUAAUUAGUGCAGGAAUGAUGUCGUUUAGGAUUCAGUGCGUCGAUACCCUGUGUUUUUGCCCAGAGGCUUGCGGGUGACCUCAUUCCAUUAAAUCAGCAUGCUGCUGCUGGAUGUUUGUAAAAUAAUGGAGUCCAGAGGUACGGCAUUUUAUGGCACUGAGAAGAUGUUAGUCUGGGUCUGUUGCUGAUACUGUGCCUACUGUGUUACUGUAAGAAAUGACUGGGGGCUUAGGGGAAACCCCUGAUUUUUAAGGACCAACUCAACUACCAUUAAUGUUUAACAUUCCCCAUUGACGUAUAUUAAGUUCGGUGCAUGUUUUUGCUUAGAUCCUUCAGCGUUCAGUCCAGCGUGAGUUGCCUUCGACCAGUUCCUGGUCUCUGAGCGACUUAACCAGUCCACAGAUCAGCCACGAUCAGAAAGUAAGUUAAGGUCACGAGGUUCUGUUGUGGAGCAUCAGGUACUGGUUAAAGCAGUGUAGUAUUCAUUGUGGACCAGAUGGUUUGCACCAGCAACUCCAGGCUCUCUUGCUGUAUUUAUGAUUUCCUGAGGUCUACAGAACAGGCCAUUGCCCACGUCCCUGUCUUUUUUUUCUGUGAAAUUCAUUAAUAUUAUGCCCUCUGAUUCUGUGAUUAAAUCAAUAAUGUCUUGUAGUUAUAUCAGAAUUAUUUACAGCCACAGCCACAAACUCCAAGUAUACAGCAAAAGUCAUUUUUAAUGUAUUUCUCUGAAUGGAGAUCUAUGUUACUGAGUAGGCAGAAGUGUUUAUUUUUGGUGUUUGUUUUAGUGGUUUGCGCUGAGUUGCCAUGUUCUGCUUUAGACAGAAGCUUUCCUGUCACACUGCCUUGUUUUUUUUACACUAAAUACCAAAAAACUAUUGAUGGUGGAGAAUAUGAAAGUUUGAGGUUUUUGUAAUGGAAGGGUAACUAUUGGUGACACUGGUCUCUGAGUUUCUGAAUCUUCAAAUGACCAAAUGGGACAAUAGUGAGAGAUUUUGUCCCCGGUUAUACCUGCUUUUUUUCCUUGCUUCAAAGUUUGAUAAUAUAAAAGCCCUUACAAUCCAAGGCUUUGCAUACAUUUCGCUUAACUGUCGGUAUGUUUGCGAUGCCUGAGCCUCGUCCUUCUGCCCUUGAUACUUUAGAGGGCCUCAUCUUUUUCUCCUGCUUCUAUCCAGCUUUGUAGACGGACCCUGCUCUCCAGUUCACUUCACACUUUACCCAUAAUGUCACUAUGUUUGACUUUGAUGUUCUGUGCAAACCUGACCCCUAAUGGAUGAAUGGUGAAUUUCGUUUUCAGGCCGUUUACAAUGCAGUAGUUUUGUUUUAUUUUUUUAUUUCUUGUAAUUUUCUAAAACAGACAAUUUUUGAAAAUACAAUUUUAAAAAGCAAUA